GAGCGCAGCAAAAACAAAGAUGGCGGCCGCCCUGGGGUCGGUGGCCGCGGCUGCUGCAGGGUGGCGCGCGGGCCAGACUCCCUGAGGCAGCGACACAGGGAGUGGGGUUGCGGGGUCGCGGCGGCGGCGAGGGGGCGGCGGCAGCGCGCGGCGCCUCUAACCUCUAGCCGCGGGAGCGCGCCCGCACCCGCCCGCCGGGCCGGCCGGCAGCGAUGUCCGGCGCAGAGGAGGCCGGCGGAGGCGGUCCGGCUACGGGGUCUGCCGGCGCCGUGCCCGCUGGGGCCGGGCCCGGGGCGGCCGCGGGGCCGGCGGCGGCGGCGCUGGGCGAAGCGGCAGGUCCUGGGCUCCCGGACGAGGCGGGCCUGGCCGGCGCCCGGCAGCUACAGGAGGCAGCCGGCGACCCGGACGCACCGCCCAAGAAGCGGCUGCGGGCGGCCGAGGCAGCCGAGGCGGCGGCGGCGGGCAGCGGGAAGCUGGAGGAGCGGCUCUACUCGGUUCUGUGCUGCACCGUCUGCCUGGACUUGCCCAAGGCCUCCGUGUACCAGUGCACUAACGGUCACUUGAUGUGCGCUGGCUGUUUUAUCCACCUACUAGCAGAUGCCCGGCUGAAGGAGGAGCAGGCCACGUGCCCCAACUGCCGCUGCGAGAUCAGUAAGAGCCUCUGCUGCCGCAACCUGGCCGUGGAGAAGGCCGUGAGCGAGCUGCCCUCUGAGUGUGGCUUCUGCCUGCGCCAGUUUCCCCGCUCCCUGCUGGAGAGGCACCAGAAGGAGGAAUGCCAAGACAGGGUCACCCAGUGCAAGUACAAGCGAAUCGGCUGCCCGUGGCACGGCCCCUUCCACGAACUGACCGUGCACGAGGCCGCCUGUGCCCACCCCACCAAGACGGGCAACGAGCUGAUGGAGAUCCUGGACGAGAUGGACCAGAGUCACCGUAAGGAGAUGCAGCUCUACAACAGCAUCUUCAGCCUGCUGAGCUUCGAGAAGAUCGGCUACACAGAGGUCCAGUUCCGGCCGUACCGCACGGACGACUUCAUCACGCGCCUGUACUACGAGACGCCGCGGUUCACGGUGCUGAACCAGACGUGGGUCCUGAAGGCGCGCGUGAACGACUCCGAGCGCAACCCCAACCUGUCCUGCAAGCGCACGCUGUCCUUCCAGCUGCUGCUCAAGAGCAAGGUCACGGCCCCCCUGGAGUGCUCCUUCCUGCUGCUCAAGGGCCCCUACGACGACGUGAAGAUCAGCCCCAUCAUCUACCACUUCGUCUUCACCAACGAGAGCAACGAGACGGACUACGUGCCACUGCCCAUCGUGGAUUCCGUGGAGUGCAACAAGCUGCUGGCCGCCAAGAACAUCAACCUGCGGCUCUUCCUGUUCCAGAUCCAGAAGUAGGCGCCCACGGCGCUGCCCACACCUGCCCAGCCUCGGCUUCGCAGUGCUGUCUGACCGUUCCAGCGGAGGAGGAGGAGGAGCACAUGCGAACAUGGGGGGAGUCUGCAUGCGUGUGUGAAGGUGUGCGCGCUCACCACCUCGCCCUCUGCCCCCGUCCAGGGCACCGAAGCUGGUCCAGGGACACCGCGAGGCGAACACAGCAGACCUGCCGGUCCCUGCCCUGCGGCAGGGCGCCCCACCUGCCCUGGGCCACACACAGCUCCUGGGCCGGGCUCACAGGGCGCUGGCUUCAGACAGCAUAUUUGAUUGCAAUUAAAAAGGCACCCUUGUUUCCUA
Messenger RNA from Phyllostomus discolor (pale spear-nosed bat), 1724 nucleotides. It is a transcript of the gene ZFTRAF1, whose product is annotated as cysteine and histidine rich 1. Gene Ontology annotation, molecular function: zinc ion binding. Bases 213 to 1388 code for a protein of 391 amino acids. The transcript is spliced from 4 exons. Gene Ontology annotation, cellular component: nucleus. NCBI's taxonomy places the organism in Eukaryota, Metazoa, Chordata, Mammalia, Chiroptera, Phyllostomidae. The record is from RefSeq and is a predicted model, not a curated record.